UCAUAUGUAGACACAACUGUCAAACAUUAACCGUUAUCAAAUAAAUUCUGCUACAUAUGCAAAUAUUUGUGGCUUCCGAUUUUAUAGUGCCAUCGUUGACAUGGAGCUGCGCAGUAAAAAUUACAAUAUGUUAGCACAGCAGCUAAAAAACGCCGGCGUAUACGAAGAAGGAAUGGAAGUCGAAGAAAUGCGCCAGAUUGCAGAGGCUAUUGAAUUGUCUACCUCACAUGCCAAAGACGAUGAUCUGGAGCGCGCUAUAAUGGAAAGCGAACUGGAAUUUUUAACGCAGCCAGGAUACAAUGCAAUGCUGAAUUCCACCAUGAUCGCGCCGUCUUCGGUACAGAUGUCCAGUGGCAACUGUAAUGAUGCUGGUAGCAGUUUUCUUAACUUGCAACAACAGCAUCGCGAAGGCGACAGUCCACCAUCUUCGCCCGUGCAUAUCACUGUGGCAGCGUGGGUGCAUCAUUCUAUUGACUGGACCCCCAACCCAGAACGACGAACAGCGCGUAAACGUGUGGCAGAUGGGGGCACGGAGGAACAUGAGGCGAAGCGUACGCUGCAGAAUAAUGCAAAUUCUUUGGCUGUGCCAGAGCAAAGGGCUGCAGAUGGCGACGCCACUCCAAUUUCGAUGCGCGAAUCAAGCAGUGACUCUGGCAUUAGCUGGGAACAAAUGAGCUCGUUGUCGCUGGCGCACGAGAGCAGCACAAUUCCAUCGAUUGGUGAAAUGCCCAGCCGUCUGUUGAUCAGCACCAGCAGCGCAGCCGUAUCCGAUUUUUCACGCAGCGAUCACGGCAGUCAUGAUGGCGAACAGCAAGAGCUUCGCAGUGCAAACGAUUUUGAUGGCGUGUACUAAAUGUAAACAAAAUAGUGUGCCAUGUGUGGGAAAUUUGCAGAUCCUCAAAAUACAUAAUACAAAACCCACUAAUAUUAAAAAGUUAAAAGCUUUUACAUUUGUAGCAUAAUCAAAUUUUUUAACCAAUUUUAUACAAAGAGCAAUUUUAAUGGAUUUUACAAUAUUAGAAUAUGUUUAAAGAAACUGCAAUCAUCUCUGACUGAACUACAACGAAUAGGCUUCUUUCCGAGCACAACCUGCAAAAUAUCUGUGAAUUUAAUAGUAAUAAAUAAAUGUAUGUAUUUCUCCAUGUAUUUUAUUAAUAAA
Molecule: messenger RNA, 1159 nt
Organism: Scaptodrosophila lebanonensis
Lineage: Eukaryota; Metazoa; Arthropoda; Insecta; Diptera; Drosophilidae
Exons: 3
Coding region: 101-853 (250 amino acids)
Source: RefSeq, a predicted model, not a curated record